CCUUUUCAAGCCUGAAGAACUCUUCGGGAAUCAUUUCGUGUUCAAAAUAUCGGUCCAAUUCUGAACCAAAAUCUCUCUUUUACACAAAGCAAAUCUCUGCUCGAGAAACCCUCUUCUCCAUUUGUUCGUGAGUUUGAAAAAUAUCUGGAAAAAAAAACAAGAAGAAACCUAAAGAUGAAGGGUCCAAUAAAGAUUGCAAUCGGUGACAUGGUUAUCUCUUUCAUGUGGGCUUUCGUUUCAUCGUCGUUUGGUUUACUGACUUAUUUGAUAGCCAGCACCGUUGGUGUCCAAUCCUUAGCUUGGGCACCCCUUGUUAUCAUUACCGUCGUCUUUUUCGUUUUCCUUUCCAUGUUUAAUAUUAUUGGUGCAGUUCUCGGUGGUGCAAGUUUUGAUCCUACUGCUACUGCUGCCUUCUAUGCCGCCGGCUUCAGCGACGAUACCCUUAUUUCCAUGGCCCUCCGCUUCCCAGCUCAGGCUGCUGGUGCCUUGGGUGGUGCCCUGGCGAUCAUGGCGGCGAUCCCGGAGCAAUACAAGCACCUGAUAGGGGGACCAUCUUUGAAAGUAGAUGCACACACUGGAGCCAUUGCUGAGGGGGUCUUGACCUUUUUAAUCGCCUUUGCUGUUCUUUUUAUCGUUCUUAGAGGCCCACAGAGUCCGAUAUUCAAGACAGGGUUGAUUUCGAUUGUGGUCGUAACAUUAGUAACGUUUGCCUCUGCUUACACUGGACCUUCCAUGAAUCCUGCAUUUGCCUUUGGUUGGGCAUAUGUGUACAGCCAGCACAACACAUGGGAUCAUUUUUAUGUUUAUUGGAUCUGUCCGUUCGUCGGAACUAUAUUGGCUGCGAUGGUUUUCCGGCUAUUCUUCUCCCCACCACGAGAAAGUGAAGAAAUCAUAAGGUUGCUUGAAAAGGUUCGUGUGUCCAUCAACAACAGAAAAUAAGCUCAACGUUUAUGCAAUAAGAUCUUUUGAUCUGAUCAUCAAUACCCGUCUAUCAUCUGUGGAUAAUAUGAACCUGUCCUAUAGUCUUUUCUGCAUUCCCUUGUCUGGUUGGCUGCGAAUUAUGUGAACAAU
Molecule: messenger RNA, 1071 nt
Organism: Hibiscus syriacus
Lineage: Eukaryota; Viridiplantae; Streptophyta; Magnoliopsida; Malvales; Malvaceae
Product: aquaporin SIP1-1-like
Exons: 3
Coding region: 175-939 (254 amino acids)
Biological process (GO): transmembrane transport
Cellular component (GO): membrane
Molecular function (GO): water channel activity
Source: RefSeq, a predicted model, not a curated record